Molecule: messenger RNA, 1794 nt
Organism: Diplodia corticola
Lineage: Eukaryota; Fungi; Ascomycota; Dothideomycetes; Botryosphaeriales; Botryosphaeriaceae
Product: amidohydrolase ytcj-like
Exons: 2
Coding region: 1-1794 (597 amino acids)
Molecular function (GO): hydrolase activity, acting on carbon-nitrogen (but not peptide) bonds
Source: RefSeq, a predicted model, not a curated record
AUGGCGACCACCACCGUCUUCCAAAACGGUCGUUUCUUCACGGCAUUGGGCGGCCCCAAGCAGCCGGAGAAGCCAUCUUUCGCCGAGUGCAUGAUCACGCAUGGCGACAAGAUCUCCUUCGUCGGGCCAGUCUCCAGCGCGGCAGUGCAGGACGCUCUGGCCGCGGGCGCCAGCACGCGCGACGUCGGAGGCCGGGUGGUGGUGCCGGGCUUCGUGGACGGACACAUGCACCUGAUGCUGAUGGGCCAGGCGCUGACGGCCGUGGCGCUCGACGGCUGCAAGAGCCUCGACGACAUCCGGGCAGCGAUUCGCGCGUGGGCGGCGGCCAACCCGGCGGCGUCGCUCAUCUUCUGCUGCGGCUGGAUGCACUCGAUGACGGGCGCGGCGCCGCCCACGGCCGCGCUGCUGGAUGACCUCGACCCGCGGCCCAUCUUCAUCAACGCGAAGGACCUGCACUCGUCGUGGUGCAACAGCGCAGCCCUCGCCGCCAUGGCCAUCGACGAGCAUACGCCCGAGGUUCCCGGCGGCACGAUUUCCAGGGACGAGCGGGGCAAGCCGACGGGCUUGCUGAGCGAGGCGGCCAACAUCAACCUGGUGUGGCCGUACGUGGCGCGCGUGGCGACAGUCGACGAGCGCGUGGAACGGCUGGAGGCUGCGUUCACGGCGUACAGCGCGGCGGGCUACACGGGCUUGGUGGAGAUGGCCAUGGACGAGACGGCGUGGGGAGCGCUGCAAGAGCUGAUGCAUCGACGACGCGCGAACGGCCUGCCCCCGCCUCCCGUCCGCGUAGCCGCACACUGGUUGAUCAGCCCAAAGGACACCGAGGCCGAAAACGUCGCGCAGGUCGACCGGGCGGCCGAACUGCACGCGCAGUUCAACCUCGAGACCUCGCCCUCCUUCCGCAUCGCCGGCAUCAAAGUCAUCUGCGACGGCGUCAUCGACGCCUGCACCGCCGCCCUCUCCGAGCCCUACUCCAACAACGUCGACUGCCCCCCCAUCUGGUCCCCCGCCCAGCUCCAGCCCGUCGUCGACCGCGCCGCCUCGCACGGCCUGCAAGUCGCGCUCCACGCCAUCGGCGACGCGGCCAUCACCCUGGCCAUCGACGCCCUGGAAUCCGCCUCGACUUCUUCCUCCUCUUCCCCUUCCCCUUCCGCUUCCCCCCCACCCCCCCUCCGCCGCCCCCGCAUCGAACACCUCGAGCUCGCCUCCGCCCGCGACGCCGCCCGCCUCGGCGCCCUCGGCAUCACCGCCUCCAUCCAGCCCGGCCACGCCGACCCGGCCAUCCUGCGCGCCUGGCCGCGCCUCCUCGGGCCGCCGCCGUCGCCGCCGCCGCCGCCGUCGCCAUCUCACCACCACGGCGGGAAAGAGGGGGAGGAGGGGAAGGACCGCUGCGGCCGCGCCUUCGCCUACGCCGACUUCCUCCGCCACGGCGCGGCGCUCGCGCUCGGCAGCGACGCGCCGACGGCGCCGCACGCCGUGUGGGGCGGGUGGUACACGGCGACGACGCGGCGCAGCGCGCGCGAGCGAGACUAUGGGAUCGUCGUCAACGAAGAAUUCAAGCUGGGGCUGGCGACGGUGGCGGCGGCGCAGACGGCGGGCGCGGCGUGGAGCUGCUUCGCGGACGGCGUGUGCGGCAGGUUGGAGGUUGGGCUGAGCGCGGAUUUCGUGGUGGUGGACGGGCUGGAGGGGUGGAGGCCGGAGGAGGUGGCGGACGCGAGGGUGAGGGAGACGUGGUUUGAGGGGGGGUUGGUGUUUGAUGCUGCUGCUGUCUCUGCUGCUGGAAAGGGGGCGUAG